Messenger RNA from Adineta steineri, 1536 nucleotides. The record is from the annotation of a GenBank genome assembly. NCBI's taxonomy places the organism in Eukaryota, Metazoa, Rotifera, Eurotatoria, Adinetida, Adinetidae.
AUGGAUGUUCUAUAUUCAUUAAUCGGAGUUGAACGCCUUGGCCUUCUAGCACAAGAUGAAAUUUUUACAAAUACUCUCAAUUUUGAUUUUACCGAUAAUUAUUCAAUUAAUGAAGCAAUGCUAAAUCGUUUUUGUAAUUCAAUAUUACCUCAAAUUCAAUACAAUGUUAAAUGUCUUGUUUUGGAAACAACAACUAUGGACCGUAUUUUACGUGCUGGUGUUUAUUCAAAUCUUACUCAACUGAAAAUAUUCAAUUAUGAUGCAAGUAUUUUUUCACAUUGUUGUACAGAUGAAUUACUUUUCCGAUGCAACUUCAAAAAACAAAUUACAGAUCUUACAAUACUCAAUGAUUACAAUGGUAGAAAAGGAACUAUAGAUCAAACGACAAAUGUAUUUAUAAAAUUGGUUGAUUUCUUUGAAAAUAUUAAGUAUUUGAGUUAUACUGGAUCAUUUGUUGCUAAGAAUUCAGUUUUAUCAUUUAUUGAUUUACCAUCAACUACUUUUGUUUCUUCAAAUCUAAUUAAAUUAUGUAUUACUGUGAAUAAUUUUGGAGAUUGUCUUUGUUUACUUGAUGGUCGUCUCAAUCAAUUAUCUACAUUUAUUGUUAUUAUCGUUAAUGCCAAAGAUAAUUCAUCGAUGAAAUUCAACACAAGUGAUCUACCUAAUUUGAAAUGUUUCUCAUUGAAGUAUGAACCUUUAACUGAUGCAUAUGAUAAUCAAGUUGUACCUCUUCUUCAUCGAAUGCGUAAUCUUCAAGAUUUAACAUUAUAUAUUCAAAUACUCACACGAAAUAGACUUGUCGAUGGUAUUCAACUUGAAAAUGAUAUUCUUAUUCAUUUGUCAAAACUUCAAACAUUCGUUUUUUAUAUCUGCACUUUUACUAGUACUAAUCAUCCUGUUACUCCUUUAUCAAAUAAUGAUAUUCAACGAACUUUUUCUAAUGUCAAAUUUGGACAAAUUGGCUGCAGCAUGAAUUAUAUCAAUAAAUCUGAUAUCAUAUAUCAUGUUUUCUCACUUCCGUAUAUAUUUAAGUGUAUAGGAUUUAUUGGCAAUAGCUUUACGAAUACGAUAUUCAAGAAUGUUAGUUGUUUAUGUAUAAAAGAUGGAAUUCCAUUCGAACAUGAAUUUUUUGUUCGGCUGGCUCGAUGUUUUCCAUUAUUGGAAUCUUUAAUUAUUGUAAAUUUUAAAGCACAAUCAACAGAUUCAGCUAAAUCUAAACACGAUAAUACUUAUGGAUCAUUUGAAGUUGUCCAAUAUCUCCAUCUCACAAGUGUUGACUUUGUUCAAGCACAUAUUGAUUAUGUUGAGCAAAUGUUAAAUGAAUCAAAAACACGUUUACCUCGUCUGACAGAAUUAAUGAUUGGUUAUGAUCAACUGAAAACUGUAACAAAUAACUUUACAAGAGAUGCAACGAGACUUAAUUGUAUCAAUGUGGAAGAAUUAAACUUUUUCAGUCUUAGAAAUCAUGGCGAUGAUCACUCGAUAGAGGCACAAUCCAAAGACUUUCAUGUUUAUUUUCCUUCGUUGAAACUCUAA